CUAUAAGAGGCAAAGCUGGCUUUGUCUUCGAAAAGAGAGGUGGGUGGUUAGUUAAUACAUACGUGAUACGACGACUCCAUUUAAUAAGGAAAGCAUAGCAUGGGAUGGGCGAUAGCUUUGCACGGUGGAGCCGGCGACAUUCCGGUGGACAUGCCACCGGAACGUCGACUCCCCCGUGAAGCCGCCCUUCGGCGUAUUCUCGAGAUGGGUGUCUCAGCUUUUAGUAACGCCAAAUACUCUCCCUUAGAUAUUGUUGAACUUGUGGUACGUGAACUUGAAAACUCGCCUCAUUUUAAUGCGGGUAAAGGGUCUGUUCUGACCACUGAUGGAACUGUUGAAAUGGAAGCUUGCAUCAUGGAUGGAAAUUCAAAGAGAUGUGGUGCAGUUUCUGGUAUCACAACAGUUGUCAAUCCCAUCUCUUUGGCCAGACAGAUAAUGGGAAAAACUCCACAUAUUUAUCUUGCAUUUGAUGGCGCAGAGGCCUUUGCACGAGAACAGGGGCUCGAAACUGUAGAUAAGAGUCAUUUUAUUACUCCUGAAAACAUUGAGAGACUAAAGCAAGCAAAAGAAGCAAACAGAGUUCAGCAAGAUUACACUCAGCCUAUUAAAAAAGGUGGUGAAAAAGAGAUGCCACUUCCAGAUGGGGACAGCAAACUUGGAACCGUUGGAUGUGUAGCUGUCGACAGUUUUGGGAACCUAGCAGCUGCAACUUCCACUGGUGGUCUGGUCAACAAGAUGGUGGGAAGAAUUGGAGACACACCCAUCAUUGGUGCAGGCACCUACGCCAAUAAGUUUUGUGCCGUUUCUGCAACUGGCAGAGGUGAAGCCAUAAUCCGUGAGACCGUGGCUAGAGAUGUGGCUGCAGUCAUGGAAUACAAAGGAGUAAGUCUGAAAGAAGCCGCCGAAUAUAUUGUACAUGAAGUUUCACCAAAGGGAACCACUGGUUUAAUUGCAGUGUCUCCUAAAGGUGAAGUUGCCAUGCCUUUUAACACGACGGGGAUGUUUAGAGCUUGUGCUACCGAAGAUGGGUUAAUGGAGGUUGCAAUAUGGUAAUUUGAAUGAUGGUGGUGUUUGGUUUGCAGUCUAGAAUUACUGAUGCGUAUACGACGUUUGAUGAAUCUAUGGUAGGCUGGGAUUUGAAUAGGAAUUGGACUCAAACCCAUUUCUUUCUUUUUUUUUUAGGUUUGGGUGAUUCUGAUAUAUUUGGUUGGGGAAAUGAUUAAUCAUCCUAACCAAAUAGCCUAGCAAUCAUCCUAAUCAUGAAAUGAUGACACGUGAAAAAAAUCAAGGGGCAAGAUUAGGAAAAAGAAUUACGGAGUAGUAGAUAUCACAUGUCACCUUCUUAAUGUUUUAGGAGGAUUAUUAUGCUAUCUGGUUAGGAGGAUUUAACAUUUUCCAUUUGGUUAUCAUCUACUUUUAUUAAACCAAACACAAUCUAUCACUGUCA
This is a messenger RNA of Erigeron canadensis, 1447 nucleotides long. RefSeq names its product isoaspartyl peptidase/L-asparaginase. NCBI's taxonomy places the organism in Eukaryota, Viridiplantae, Streptophyta, Magnoliopsida, Asterales, Asteraceae. The transcript has 4 exons. The record is from RefSeq and is a predicted model, not a curated record. The coding region runs from base 100 to 1053 and encodes 317 amino acids. Gene Ontology annotation, molecular function: hydrolase activity.